This is a messenger RNA of Hirsutella rhossiliensis, 984 nucleotides long. RefSeq lists its product as uncharacterized. Gene Ontology annotation, cellular component: cytosol; TRC complex. The transcript has 2 exons. The coding region runs from base 1 to 984 and encodes 327 amino acids. Gene Ontology annotation, biological process: protein insertion into ER membrane. Gene Ontology annotation, molecular function: protein binding. Lineage: Eukaryota; Fungi; Ascomycota; Sordariomycetes; Hypocreales; Ophiocordycipitaceae. The record is from RefSeq and is a predicted model, not a curated record.
AUGGCGAGCAAGGUCGACCGCAUCGUCGCUCGUCUACGGGAGAAAACCACCGACGGCGACUACUACGAGGCGCAGCAGCAGACGCGGGUCGCCGCCUCGCGCUACAUCAAGGCGCAAAACUGGCCCGCCGCCAUCGACAUCCUCGCCAGCGUCGCGCAGGCGUUGCUCGCGGCCGGCCAGGGCGGCAGCGGCGGCGACCUGUGCGUCAUGCUUGUCGACGUCUACAGGCAGGCCGAGCUCGCGCCCGACUCGGCCGCAAAGGGCAGGCUGCUGACGUGCUUGCGCCUCUUUGAUGCCCAGGAGCCCACGAGGAAGAAGUUUAUCGGCGAGAUGAUUGGCUGGUCGGCCAAGUUUGGAGAGUACCCGGCCGGCGACCCGGAGCUGCACCACGUUGCCGGAUCGCUAUACGCCGAGGAGCACGAGACGUACGAGGCCGAGAAACACUUGCUGCUGGGGACUAAGGACUCUCCUGCGGUCCUCGCCAAGAUGGAAUACGAGUGGUAUAAAGAGGGAGACGCCCACCUAGCGCCACACUUUGCCGCCAGAGCCAUACUCGGCUACCUCCUUGUCGGCAACGUCCGCGCAGCCAACACCUGCUACCGCCUCUUCACCAGCUCCCUCAGUAACGAGAACACCGGGCUUGGCGUGCAAGACGUCUCGAGCGCUCACUGUGACAUCCGAGUCUUCCCCAGCCUGCCCCUCGUCAACUUCCUCGGCCUGCUUCUCCUGGCCAUCCAACGCGGGGCGCCCGAGGUGUAUAAGGGCCUCGUGGCCAAGUACGCCACCCAGAUCAACGAGACUGAAGUGUGGGCCGAGUCGCUCGAGAUGAUUGCCGAGCUGUAUUUCGGCAUCUCGAGGCCGCGGCAGAGCAACCCGCUGAUGGACAUGAUGAGCGGCUUGUUGGGCGGGGGCGGCGCGCCGCAGCAGCCCCAGAGGCGAAAGUUGCGUAGCGCGGAAGCUCCAGCUCCUGCAGGGCUGGAUUAG